AUGAUGAAUAAAGCUCAUGAGUUUGAUAAGGAUAUAUACACUGGAGGUCUUUUAAAAGAACUGAGUGGGCCAGUGUGUACAAGGAAUAAUAUAAGUCUAGAAGUUCUACUUGAAGGCAUGGAGGUUGGGACUGAGCCCAGUGGGCCAAAUAAGGGGGUGGGGUCGAAUCUCAGAGACUGUGUGGCCCAGACCCAAGUUAGACCAACUCUAGCCCAAACCAUCCAUACGACUAUGGCAAAUAGGGCUGGUCAAGGAAGCAAAUUCAAGGAAGCAGUAGCAAAAAGAGGGUGUAAUUCAGGGAAGAAGGGCAGUGAGCAAAGGAAGGGCAUCAAUAUAGUUUUUGAGCUUCAGAAUUGUUGUAGUAAUAAGAACUUCAUCAUUUUAUCAAGUACAACUUGUAGCUCUUUUCCAUGUGUUAUUGUUAAUGUUUAUGCUCCAAAUGAGGUUGUGAGGUGGAGAAAAAUCUGGGAAUCUUUGGGCUUAUCUAGAACAAUUUCAGACCAUUGUCCAAUAUUGCUAAAAGAGGAUGAUAGGGAUUGGGGUCUUAAGCCCUUUAAAUUCAUUAAUGCUUGGAGAUCACAUCCUACUUUCAUGGCUGAAGUCAAAAAGAGGUGGGAGGACACACAAGUGCAAGGUUGGGCAGGGUAUAGAGUCAUGAGAAAGCUGAGCAUUUUGAGGGACCAUCUAAGGGUGUGGAACAAGGCAGUGUUUGGCAACAUAGACUCCCUACUAAAGUCAGCUGAGGAGGAGCUACAUGAAUGGGAUCUAAAGGCUGAAUCCAAGUCCUUGAUUGGUUUGGAAAUUAAAAGAAGAAGAGAAGUCAAAUCAAAGGUGUGGCAGCUCAAUAGAAACAAGGAGAGGUUAUGGCACCAAAAAUCCAGGAUGCAGUGGGUUAGAUUUGGGGAUAGAAAUACAAGGUUUUUUCAUAUUAUGGCAAGCAAUAGGCAGAGAAAGAAUAUGUUAGACUCAGUUUUGGUAGAGGGAGUGAGGUUAGAGGAUCCAGUGCUGGUAAAACAGGAGGUGGUUAGGCACUUUAAUCAGCAAUUUUCUGAGCAUUGGAUUCAUAGGCCAAAAAUGUCAUGCCCUUUUGCUACUAUUAGCCCUGAGGCAGCAGUAAGUUUGGAAGAUGUUUUUACUGAAGCUAAGAUUUGGGAAGCAAUCCAAGACUAUGAUGGAAACGAGGCCCCUGGUCCUAAUGGCUUCAACCUAGCUUGCAUUCAAAGUUGUUGGCAAAUUAUGAAAGGGGAAAUAAUUCAGUUGAUGCAUGAAUUCCACACCAAUGGAAAGUUGUCAAGAGAGAUCAACAGUUCAUUUAUUGUUCUUAUCCCCAAGAAGGACAACCCUAUAGAUUUGGGGGACUACAGACCAAUUAGCUUGGUCAGUUCAAUCUAUAAAGUCUUGGCCAAGGUGUUAUCUAGAAGACUUAAGAGGGUUCUUCCAACUGUGAUCGGUGAGGUUCAAUUUGCCUUUGUUUGUGGAAAGUACAUCCUAGAUGGGGUGUUAAUAGCAAAUGAGGUAGUAGAUGGGUGGAAGAGAUCUAAGAAGAAGGGGAUUAUACUCAAGUUAGAUUUCGAAAAAGCAUAUGACUCAAUAAAUUGGGAGUUUCUAGUAUCUAUGAUGAGAAACUUUGGAUUUGGAGAACAAUGGAUUAGUUGGAUGAAGACUUGCAUUUCAACUGCUAAGAUUUCUGUUCUGGUUAAUGGUGCACCAACUAAGGAAUUUCAACCACAAAAGGGGCUCAGGCAGGGUGACCUUCUAUCGCCUUUCUUGUUCAUUAUAGCAGCUGAAGCACUUAAUUUGUUAUUAGGGAGGGCUACUGAGAAAGGUUUAUUCCAAGGUGCCAUAGUUGGUUCUCAAAAGUUAAGUGUAUCUCAUCUCCAAUUUGCAAAUUAUACCAUCAUUUUCUGUGAAGGUGAUUUGGAGGAAGUGUUGAAUUUAAAAAGAGUGUUGAGGUGCUUUGAGGUGAUGUAUGGGCUAAAGAUUAACUACCACAAGAGUGUUGUUUGUGGGAUGGGCUUUCAAAAGGACCAAACUAAGGAGUUUGCUCAGACCUUGAACUGUCUGACUAAGAAGCUGCCUUUUAACUUCUUAGGUCUGCCUUUAGGGGCCAAUCCAAGAAGGAAGAGUACUUGGGUUCCAGUAAUAAAAAAGGUGAAGAAGAAGCUGUCCUCCUGGAAAAAGGAAGUUGUUAUCUUUCGCAAGGAGAUUGAAGGGUCAGAAAAUAAGAAGAAUGUGCAUUUGGUUCAAUGGAGAGAGGUAACCAGAAGUAAAUGGCAAGGAGGUUUAGGAGUGAGAGAUUUAGGAGAGGUGAAUGACUGCUUGUUGUUAAAAUGGUGGUGGAGGUAUGGAAAUGAAGACAAAGCUUUGUGGAAAUCUGUGUUGUGCUCUAGGUAUGGCAGAAUUGAUGGGGGUUGGAUGCCACCUGUGUCUCACACAGGUGGGAUGUCAAAUAUCUGGCAAGACAUUGUGAAGUUGCUUGUAGUCAACCAGCACCAGAGAGAAUUUUAUGAUGACCAUUUUAAAGUAUCUGUUGGUAAUAGGAGGAGAAUACAUUUCUGGUCUGAUGGCUGGUUAUGUAGCAGAGGGUUGAAGGUUGAGUUCCCCAGAUUACAUCACUUAUCUACUGAGAAAGAGGAAACUCUGUAUCAAAUCAGUGCUAAGAAGAGCAGUGCAGGAGUGCGAUUAGGCUGUUUGUUUAAGGUGCUUGAGGUGUGUUUUGUGGAAGCUUUAGCUGCUCUAUCUUGCUAUGGUUCUCUGGGUGCUGUGGCAGCACUUGUGUUGUCACACUUUGUGAGGUUUGUUCCGACUACAUUUUGA
Molecule: messenger RNA, 2817 nt
Organism: Camellia sinensis
Lineage: Eukaryota; Viridiplantae; Streptophyta; Magnoliopsida; Ericales; Theaceae
Source: RefSeq, a predicted model, not a curated record